GCUUCUACCCAUUCUGUCUGGGGAGACGUGAAGAGUUUCAGACAAAUGCAUUUCGUGAACAGGACUAUCCGUCAAACGGAUAAAUGGGUUGAGCCAUACCAAGAAGGAGGAUGUGAAUCCUGCUGUCGUCCUGGACCACCAGGACCCCGAGGAGCGCCAGGAAGACCAGGAAAACCCGGGAGAGCCGGUGCACCGGGUCUUCCAGGAGUGCCCGGCUUUUCGCCCUCAGAACCGUGCGAACCUGUCACCAUUCCUCCAUGUAAGCCAUGCCCUCGCGGUCCGCCGGGUCUACCAGGAAUGCCAGGACCGCUAGGAGACCCUGGAAAGAAUGGCCUUCCGGGCUCACCAGGAGAGAAUGGAGCACAGGGAGCCCCAGGACGCAAAGGUUAUCCUGGCCCUCAAGGCUCUACAGGAAAGCAGGGUGAGAGCGGGAUUCCAGGAGAAGAUGCAGUCUGUAGUCCCGUUCUGGAAGGCGAUCCAGGCCCAUCUGGACAGCCGGGUCCACAAGGACCACCUGGUGUACCGGGAAUUCCAGGACCUAGUGGAAUACCAGGUGCUCCUGGGCCUAAAGGCAUUCCUGGUCGUGAUGGAGCUGCUGGCUCUGACGGAUUACCUGGCCUACGUGGGCCUGCAGGACCACCAGGACGAAGCGGUGAGCCAGGUAUCUGCCCAAGAUACUGUGCCGAGGAUGGCGGUAUCUUCUUUGAAGAUGGAACUCGUCUUUUAUGUCAUAUUAAAAAAGUGGAAAGAGGCAACGAAGCAGUGCAAUUAGUGAAGCUAAAGAAGAGUGCUGAUGGUGACUAUGUGCUAUCUCCCCGGAAAAGAAGCUUUAGUUUCAAACAACUGGGAGGCAACGAAGCGGUGCAAUUAGUGAAGCUAAAGAAGAGUGCUGAGGUGGCUAUGUGCUAUCUCCCCGGAAAAGAAGCUUUAGUUUCAAACAAUUGGUUGUUCUCCAAAAAAACUAAUAGACGUUGGAAGAGUUGGAAGAUUAAUUGA
Molecule: messenger RNA, 996 nt
Organism: Strongylus vulgaris
Lineage: Eukaryota; Metazoa; Nematoda; Chromadorea; Rhabditida; Strongylidae
Source: the annotation of a GenBank genome assembly